This is a messenger RNA of Knipowitschia caucasica, 723 nucleotides long. The record is from the annotation of a GenBank genome assembly. Lineage: Eukaryota; Metazoa; Chordata; Actinopteri; Gobiiformes; Gobiidae.
AUGACCCUCGCCAAUCUGGAUGACUUCGAAAAAGGCCUCGGGGAUGUGGAGAAAAAGUUUGUUGAGGGCUUUCGAGAGGGCAUCUUCUGUGGUCAUCGGCUCACUCAUGUGGAUGAACACGGCUUCUCCGCCUUACGAGCGCAGUAUAUUGGUGAGAUUAUGAAGUCAAUUAAAAAGAGAUUCCCUUCUGGGGAUGUGAGCCACAUUUCUGACCUCGACACUGUCCUCAACGCCUCUCGUUUUCCGAACACGAACAGCGCGCUGCAGGAGUACGGCUUGGAUGCUGUCGAGCGCCUUGCUGACUUUUAUGGCGCGCACCCAAACGCAGCGGUCUCACUCGUUGAAAAGGAAAGGAUGGUUCUCCGUCAGACUUGGGCCGAAGAGCGGAGCUAUCGGGGGAAGACCAUCCGCCGGGUCUUCAUCUCAGGGACCAGAGGGAGCGGCGAGGAGAGGAGGCACCUGGACCAGCUCCUGCAGGAGGAGGGGAGGACCUACGGGGACCUCCUGCAGUGGGACUUCACCGACUCCUUCUACAACCUGACACUGAAGCAGCUGCUGUUCCUGGACUGGUUCCAGACCCGGUCUCGCCGCUGCCGCUUCCUGAUGAGCGGAGACGACGACAUCUUCGCCAACACCGACAACAUGGUGGAGUUUCUGCUCAGUCGCCACGGCAACGACGGAGACCAGCACCUGUUCGUGGGUGAGUCCGAUGGUUCUGUAUGA